UAACGAUCGCUGCGACGUCUAGCAGUAACAAUAGCAGUAACUUUCCGUUAGCUCUAGUCAACGAAAUUGAUUUUUUUCACCGAGUGAGAAAAAUUAUUAUAGCCGAGUGACACUUUGAAAAGCUGCACAACCUUUUUCGCGACACGAAAAGCCUUUUCAAACCGGCCAACUGGCUUGGAUCAUAUAGUUUGUAUAAAGAUGAUGGUAUCUGUUCAAUCGCUGGGGCCAGUCUUAUUAUUCAUUUGCAGUGUUGUUUUGCCUCUGAAUGCUCUGGACAACGGAUUGGCUCGAACACCGCCAAUGGGCUGGAUGGCAUGGGAGAGGUUCAGAUGUAACGUGGAUUGUAAAAACGACCCAGAAAACUGUAUCAGCGAACGUCUCAUUAAAGAAAUAACAGACCGCAUCGCGUCAGAUGGAUUUAAAGAGGCUGGGUAUGAGUACGUGUGUAUUGACGACUGCUGGUCCGCCAUGAACAGAAGUAAAGAUGGUAGGAUUGUACCAGACUUGGAACGAUUUCCUAGUGGCAUGAAGAAGCUAGCAGACUAUAUCCAUUCAAAGGGACUCAAGUUUGGGUUAUAUGCAGACUAUGGGACCAAGACGUGCGCAGGGUAUCCUGGGAGUAUCAAUCACGUGUACAAGGAUGCUCAGAUGUUUGCCGAGUGGGGAGUAGAUUACUUGAAGCUCGAUGGCUGCUAUGCUAGUCCACUUGCCAUGGAUGAAGGAUACCCGUUGUUUUCAUGGGCGCUGAACAGGACAGCACGGCCAAUCAUGUACUCGUGCAGUUGGCCAGCUUAUCAAGUAUAUGCAAAAAUAGACCCAGAUUACAAGACCAUUGGAAAGUUCUGUAAUUUAUGGCGCAAUUAUGGUGACAUUCAGGAUUCGUGGUCUAGUCUACAGCACAUCAUAAACUGGUUUGGUGAUAAUCAGAACACACUCAUCAAAGUGGCGGGUCCUGGGCACUGGAAUGAUCCUGAUAUGCUUAUUAUUGGGAACUUUGGUUUGAGUUUCGAACAGUCGCGUGCACAGUUCGCCAUUUGGGCCAUUCUAGCAGCGCCUCUCCUCAUGUCCAAUGAUUUGCGUGACAUCGACGAAAGAUCGAGGAAAAUCCUUCUUAACAAGGAAAUUAUUGAUGUCAAUCAAGACAGCCUUGGAAGACAAGGAAGAAGAGUUUACCAGAACAAAAAGACAAACACUGAGGUCUGGCGCCGUUACCUUAGCGACGGAAACGUCGCUGUGGCGUUGUUAAGCAAGCGAGAUGACAUGCCUGUUUUCAUUGAGGCGCCAUUUUGGAGGAUUGGCAUCCGUUCUGUACGUGCUAAAGUAAGAGACUUGUUCGCCCAUAAAUACCUCGGUAUCUACGAAAGAUCAUUUCUGGCAAAAGUUAACCCCAGUGGGGUAGUGAUGGUCAAGAUUUCACCUUGCUGUGAAGAGACACAUAAAAAGCAGCGAAAAAAGAAGCACUUCAAAAGAAAAACCAAGAAAGACCGGCGUACGACGAUAAAUAGUUUUGUGGAUGCAAUAUAUAAAAGACCAUAAUUGUUUAUUUUGUUGUGAAAAUUGAAUAACUUUUGUGAAAAUAAUA
Actinia tenebrosa (Australian red waratah sea anemone) is the source of this 1582-nucleotide messenger RNA. RefSeq names its product alpha-N-acetylgalactosaminidase. Gene Ontology annotation, molecular function: alpha-galactosidase activity. The record is from RefSeq and is a predicted model, not a curated record. NCBI's taxonomy places the organism in Eukaryota, Metazoa, Cnidaria, Anthozoa, Actiniaria, Actiniidae. Gene Ontology annotation, biological process: glycoside catabolic process; oligosaccharide metabolic process. Gene Ontology annotation, cellular component: cytoplasm.